Molecule: messenger RNA, 1398 nt
Organism: Rhodotorula graminis WP1
Lineage: Eukaryota; Fungi; Basidiomycota; Microbotryomycetes; Sporidiobolales; Sporidiobolaceae
Exons: 4
Coding region: 1-1398 (465 amino acids)
Source: RefSeq, a predicted model, not a curated record
AUGGUCUCUCGCCGCCUCCCCAUCGACCUCUCCGGCGAGCCGUACCCGAGGCGCCGCGAGCGCCGCCUCGCCAUCCGCCUCGCUCGCAAGGCCCACAAGCUCGCCAAGGCCGAGCGCCUCCUCGACGCGCGCAUCAAGAAGGCGCUCGUCAAGGCCGGCAAGAAGGAGCUCGCCAAGAAGGUCGCCCUCGCCCGUCGCGAGUCGGCCGCCGCCUCGCCCUCGCCGACGCCGCUCGUCCGCAAGCGCACGGCCGCCGACGACGACGACGACGACAACCGCAUCGCCAACAUCGCCAACGACGUCGCGUCGACGUUCAAGAAGCGCCAGACCAUCUCGAUGCGCAAGAUGGCCCUCAACCUCGACGAGCGCGCGAGCAUGAUCAGCUCGAACGUGCUCGCCGCACUCGCCUCGACCGCCGCGACCGACGACAAGGCCGUCGUCCUCGGCCAGCGCAAGGUUGUCCGGCUGCGCAAGAGCCUCGCCGCCGCUACGACCAGCAGAACGGUCACCCACACCGGCGUCAGCGUCAACGGCGUGCUCGAGAAGGUCCUCACGGCCAUCAUGAACGCCGCGGUCGAGACGGCCCUCACGGCGACCCUCCUCGCCCUCCCCGACCGCGCCGGCCCGACGCCCGUCCUCGGCAACAAGUUCGUCGUCUCGUGGUGGACCGACAGCGCCAAGACGACGAUCGCGGGCCUCGAGGACGCGAGCGAGCGCUCGUCGGCGUCGCCCAAGGUCGUCGACCAGGACCGCGACACGCCCAAGCCGCGCGUCAAGUCGUUGUUCGCGGGCAAGGCGUUCGCCGCGACCUCGUCGGACACCAUCUACGGCUCGUCGACGCCGUUUGCCGCCGCCGCCGCCGUCGGGCCCGCGUUCUCGACGCAGCGCAGCCUCACGGUCGAGCCGACCUCGUUCGCGGCCUACUUCGAGGCCUCGGGCCUCGUCAAGCUCAGCCCGACGUCGCCGUCGACCUUCCUCACGCUCGCCCCGCGCGAGAUCGUCGCCGCCGUCGAGGACGCCCAGCCGGCCGAGGUCGCCCCGCCGCUCGAGCCCGUCGUCGUCCCGGUCACGCCGCCGCACGCCGAGGACGACAAGUACUUCGACCUCUUCUCGUGCUCGAAGCUGUACAAGCUCGUCGACGGUGCCUGGGUCUACCAGGGCAAGGGCGACUGCCAGCUCAACGAGGCCAUGGUCGCGAGGCUCGUCGUCCGCUCCGGCGACUACCCCCGCAUCAUCAACAACGUCGCGCUGUCCAAGCUCUCGCUCCGGGGCCGCGACUGGGCCCGCUUCACGGCCUUCGAGGGCUCGGCGCCGGUGAGCUACCUCAUGCACGUCACCGACUGCCUCUCGUCGCUCAAGCUCGUCAACAUGGUCGAGGACAAGUCCGACGAGCUCUAG